Molecule: messenger RNA, 626 nt
Organism: Mus musculus (house mouse)
Lineage: Eukaryota; Metazoa; Chordata; Mammalia; Rodentia; Muridae
Gene: Lcn15
Product: lipocalin 15
Exons: 3
Coding region: 1-609 (202 amino acids)
Source: RefSeq, a predicted model, not a curated record
AUGAAGUUACUGGCCUGUAGUCACAGAACCAUCCUGAAGUCCGCAGGUCUCUGGUGUGUCAUUGCCAUGGCACCCUACUGCAAUGUCUUCCUGAACACCAAGGACAAUGUGCUGAUGUCCACCAGAGCUGUCAGUGCCUUUAUGGAGGAUGACCUCCAUAUCCUCAUGGGGUUCGUAGCCUUAUCUCACUUGUGCGGUAUAGCAGGGGUGGAUCCAACUUCUGUCCACAUCUUUGCCACCUCUGCCACUUCCUAUCCAGUCCUGGACUACCUGGAUGUGUGCACCUCUGAUACUGAUUGUAGCUCCUUCGCAGUGGCCUAUAUCAACAAGAAGCUGGAAGACAUGCUUAGCACCAUGGUACAGCUCUACAGUGAGAAGUCUGCAUUUCCUGUAUCCCUGAUCCCACCUCACCUCUCUGUGUCCCCACCCCCAUUCAACCCACUCUUUUCCCCAGAAUCCCCCUCCCCUCUGGCCCUAUCCAGCUUCUCCUCACUCCUUCCUUGCCCCCUCUUUAGUCCCCAGGCCCUCAAGGCCUUUUCAGACUUCUACCCAACAAUGGGUCUUCUGGGUAACAUGAUGGUAACACCACCCAAAUCAGUUACUAGUUGAGCUAGCCCACCAGAGCA